Messenger RNA from Saimiri boliviensis boliviensis (Bolivian squirrel monkey), 1088 nucleotides. NCBI's taxonomy places the organism in Eukaryota, Metazoa, Chordata, Mammalia, Primates, Cebidae. The record is from RefSeq and is a predicted model, not a curated record.
UGGGCCCGCCUCCAGCUCUCCUGGGACCGCCCGGAGCCGGGAGCUCGCCUGCCUAACCCGGCUAGUAGCGCCUGGGCGCGUUUAGGAGGGGGCGGGCCCGGGGGUGGUGGCCCCUGGAGCGGUUGCCGCGGGGACCGGGCUGAGACGCUGCCCAAAGGCGGAAGUGAGAAAGUUGUCGGCGUCUCGAGGCGAGUUGGCGGAGCGGUGCGCGCGGCGCGGCGAUGGGGGGCUCUGGCAGUCGCCUGUCCAAGGAGCUGCUGGCCGAGUACCAGGACUUGACGUUCCUGACGAAGCAGGAGAUCCUCCUAGCCCACAGGCGGUUUUGUGAGCUGCUUCCCCAGGAGCAGCAGAGCAUGGAGGCGUCACUUCGGGCACAAGUGUCCUUCGAGCAGAUCCUCAGCCUUCCAGAGCUUAAGGCCAACCCCUUCAAGGAGCGAAUCUGCAGAGUCUUCUCCACGUCCCCAACCAGAGACAGCCUUAGCUUUGAGGACUUCCUGGACCUCCUCAGUGUGUUCAGUGACACAGCCACGCCGGACAUCAAGUCCCAUUAUGCCUUCCGAAUCUUCGACUUUGAUGAUGAUGGAACCUUGAACAGAGAAGACCUGAGCCAGCUGGUAAACUGCCUCACAGGAGAGAGCGAGGACACACGGCUCAGUGCGUCCGAGAUGAAGCAGCUCAUUGACAACGUGAGCAGCUGGGCCUGGGAGUGGGAGGGAAGGGUAGCUAGCUUUGGCCUGAAACUCUCCCUUCCCCAGAUCCUGGAGGAGUCUGACAUUGACAGGGAUGGAACCAUCAACCUCUCUGAGUUCCAGCACGUCAUCUCCCGUUCCCCAGACUUUGCCAGCUCCUUUAAGAUUGUCCUGUGACAGCAGCCCCGGUGUGUGUCCUGGUAUCCUGUCCAAGAACCUUUCUGCUGCUGAGCUGUGGCUAAGGGCAAGCCUGUGUUGCCAGGGCAGGCCAGGCGGGCCCAGCCUGGAGCUGGCACUGUGCAGCCUCACCCGGUCAAGGGUGGCCUCCUUGUCAGGGCCUCUCCUCUGCCAUUGCCCUGUUUGUCUGUACUCAUCAGUAAUAAAGGUUUAGAAGCUUGA